This is a messenger RNA of Diaporthe batatas, 1389 nucleotides long. RefSeq lists its product as uncharacterized. The transcript is spliced from 2 exons. Gene Ontology annotation, cellular component: membrane. The record is from RefSeq and is a predicted model, not a curated record. The coding region runs from base 1 to 1389 and encodes 462 amino acids. Gene Ontology annotation, molecular function: carbohydrate:proton symporter activity. Gene Ontology annotation, biological process: transmembrane transport; carbohydrate transport. Lineage: Eukaryota; Fungi; Ascomycota; Sordariomycetes; Diaporthales; Diaporthaceae.
AUGCAGGGCACCCGGCUGGGGAAGAUCCGCGCCUACUGGCUUGGAAGCGUGGUCUGCAUAGGGGGUUUCCUCUUCGGAUACGACUCAGGCAUUGUCGGUGGGGUGUUGACCCUCGCCUCGUUCCAGAACGACUAUGGCUACGCAAAAGCCGGGGCAACGCGGACCAACUCACUGUCUGCGCUGAUGAUCUCCAGCCUCGUCUUUUUCGUAGGCGCGCUCAUCCAGACCAUCAACACGCACUCUCUGGCGGCCUUUUAUGCCGCGAGGGUCAUCGCCGGGCUGGGCCUGGGCACGGCGACCGUGGUGGUCCCCAUGUUCAGUUCCGAGAUGACGCCCAAGGAGAUCAGGGGCCAGAUCGGCAGCUUCUUCCAGUGGUUCUUCACCUUUGGCAUCUUUGUCAGCUACUGGGUCGACUACGGCGUCGCCCUGGGCCCGAGCAACUCGCGGCAGUGGCAGAUCCCAAUCGGCCUGCAGCUCGUCCCUGGGGCGCUCCUCGGGCUCGGGAUGCUGACCCUGAAAGAGAGCACGAGGUGGCUCACCAAGAAGGGCCGCCACGACGAGGCCCUCGAGAGUCUCAAGUGGAUCCGGGCGGACGACUCCCAGGCCGUGCUCGAGGAGAUGGAGGACAUCAGGCUCGGGGUUGAGCUGGAAGUCCGCGCCACCGAGGGCUUCCGGCCGAGGGAGCUCCUCCAGGGCGACAACUUCAGGCGAAUCCUGGCCGCGUUCGCCAUCUUCGCAGCACAGCAGGCCAGCGGCGCCACGGCCUUUGCGUACUUUGGGCCACAGUACUUCAACCUCCUGGUCGGGCCAGGCAACAAGAGCCUGCUGCUCACCGCCAUCUUUGGCGCCAUCAAGGUCGUUGCCUGUGGCAUAUUCGUCCUGUUCGUCUCGGAGCGGGUCGGGCGGCGCAAUGUGCUGAUCGUGGGGGCUGCUUUCAUGGCAGCGUGCCAGAUCACCACUGCGGCCGUCGUCAGGGCGGUCCCUCCGCCUGACCAAGCAAGUGUCACCAGCGCUGGUAUUGCGACGGUAGCAUUGAUAUACCUGUUCGUCAUCGCGUACAACUUCAGUUGGGGGCCGAUGCCGUGGCCUUAUGUGGCCGAGAUAUUCCCUACUCGGAUCCGUGAGCCAGGUGUGGCCGUUGGCGUUGGUUCCCAAUGGCUGUUUAACUUUGUCUUCUCCUUGACGACGCCGUAUAUGAUCGCGAAUAUGGGCUGGGGCACAUUUCUCCUGUGGGGAGUUUUCGACGUUGUUAUUGCACUCGUGGCUUUCUUCUUCCUCAAGGAGACAAAGGGAUUAUCGUUGGAGACCAUUGCGCACCAGAACUUCAAGAAAGGGAGCUCGGAGGGCGAUAAUAUAUCCACCAAGCAGCACGACGAGGACUCCCAUUGA